CCGCCCACUAUGCAAAUCGGCGCCUCCUGGUUGGGGUGGCUGGGGCCGCGCAGGGCUGGAUAUAAGGCGGCUUGGGAACAAUACGUCCGGCUCCCGGCUCCCGGCUUUGAUCCCCGGAGCUCCGUUGGUGUGGGAGUGAGUGAGUGAGUGUGUGUUUGUGUGUGUCCGCGCGUGCACGCCAGUGAGUGAGUGUGUGCAUGUGUGUGUGUGUGCAUGUGUGUGUGCGCGCGGGGGGUGCAUGUGUGCAGGCGGCCCGGAGCACGCGGGGGAGCCGGCUCCCUCCAGGUGUGGGGCCGUCGGAGCCAGGGAGCGGAGAUGGACUUCGACUCGUACCAACAUUAUUUCUACGACUGUGACUACGAGGAAGAUUUCUACCGCUCCACGGCGCCCAGCGAGGACAUCUGGAAGAAAUUCGAGCUGGUUCCGUCGCCCCCCAUGUCGCCCCCGUGGGGUUCGGGCUCUAGCCCGGGUGCCUGUUGCUCGUCGGCCGCGAAUGGGCCGCCCGAACCGUGGCCUGGGGGCUGCGGGGUGGACGAGGCUGAGGGCCGGGGCUACUCCAAGGCGCUGGCCAGGAACUACGCCUCCAUCAUCCGCAGUGACUGCAUGUGGAGCGGCUUCUCCGCCCGGGAGCGGCUGGAGAAAGUGAUGAACGACAAACUCUCGGCGGCCGCCGUGGUAGCCGCAACACCCAAGGGGAAUCCGGCCAAGCCAACGGCCUCGGCAGACCCGGGCUGCGGCCACCCGGGGCCCGAGGGCGUGGAUCCCACGGCCGUGUUCCCCUGCGCCCCGGGCGAGCCCAAGCCUCAAGCUUUCUCGGGCUCGGAGAGCCAAAGCGAUUCCGAGGGUGAAGAGAUUGAUGUGGUGACGGUGGAGAGGAGGCAAUCCCUCAGUGUCCGGAAGCCAGUCACCAUCACAGUUCGAGCUGACCCCCUGGACCCCUGCAUGAAACAUUUCCACAUCUCAAUCCACCAACAGCAGCACAACUAUGCUGCCCGAUUCCCCCCAGACAGCUGUCCUCAGGAGGGGACUCCAGAGAAAGAGGCCAAAGAGGAGGAGGGGGAGGAAGAAGAAGAAGAGGAGGAGGAGGAAGAACAAGAAGAAGUAGAGGAGCUCGUGGGUCCCCCAGGGCCUACCAGCCCCCCAUCCUCAGAAAUGGGGCCCAGCCAGGCCAGACCAGCCUCUUCUGACACCGAGGACGUGACCAAGAGGAAAAACCACAACUUCUUGGAACGGAAGAGGCGGAAUGACCUCCGCUCUCGUUUCCUGGCACUACGGGACCAGGUGCCUGCACUGGGCAGCUGCACCAAGACUCCUAAGGUGGUCAUCCUCAGCAAGGCCCUGGAGUAUCUGCAGACAUUGGUGAGUGCUGAGAAGACUAUGGCCUUGGAGAAGAGGCACCUCAGGGCACGGCAGCAGCAGCUACAGAAGAGACUUGCUCAGCUCACGGGCCACUAACCUACCAAAAAGACAGAGAUGGGGCUCUCAUUGUGGAAAACAGACUUCUACUUUUCCCCCCUUUCCCCUUGGUAAUUUGCACAUUUUGGGUCCCAUGGGACUAACUGGACUAUCGAUCCCAGAAUGCACUGCGGCCAAAUGCACGCACUCACGCUCACACAGACACACACACACACAUAUGAAUGGCUUGCAUUCUUGGAACCUGCAAAAGACUGUCUUGGCAUGUUGCAUCCCCCCAUUGUUUCCCAGCUCCUCUGCCUCAUUUAGGGGGACAGUCUCUGUGUCCAGCAAAGCAGCUGCCUGAGGGAGGGGCUUUGGGGUGCAGCUCUGGGAGAAAGGCAAGGCACGACAGAUGCUGAGCGACAGGUGGUGUCCUCCAGUGGUAUUGCCCUCCCUAAAAUCACACACUCCCGGAGCUCCGGGGUUGGUCAUGCUGAGGGAUGCUCCUGCUGCGCCUGUCCCUGUGGGGUUAGCUGAGGACAGCUGGGCCUUGAGGCUGCGACUCAAGAUACUUUUUCCAGUGGAUACAUGAGCUGUUUUCACUGGAGAGGAACCUGGAGACUUACUCACUACGGAGACCCUUACCUCUCUGCUAAACACUUUACAGUAGCAGAAGGGUUGGCAACCUUUUGUUGAUGCAACAAACUUGCAAACAGAGUCAGUAUAUCGGAACUGGAGGCCGGCCUGCUGCAGAAAGAGACGGGGUUAACUUAGCCACCAGAACUAUGCCUCUUGUUUUCUUUUACCAGAGGCUUCUGGUGGGUGGGUUUGAGAUCCGAGGUGGGAUCCUCUUGAUAGCCUAGUGACCAAGGCCCUUUUCAAAUCCCAUUUAAGUUGGUCUUAGCAGCAGUGGUUUGAGUAGGACCUAGUUCCAGGAAUAGGGCACCCUACCCCCAACCAUUGGCAUUUAUGGCCUGAGUAGAAGCAGGGGAUGAGGAGUUGGGGUCUGGUACCUGGGGGUGGGGAAAGUUGGAGUUAGAAAAUUAUUCUGCCUUCUUUCUUCCUUCUAUUGAAGCCCUAGAGUAGGGGUAAGUUCUGAAGAGCUUUCCCAGUCUUGCAUGCCUCUUUCCCACAGCAUCAAUGGCUCCUAUAGUUGCCCUUUUUCUUCUGCCUGGCAUGACUCAAACCCUCCCUUAGAGUCUCCUUUGAGAACUCAGGGGCUCAGCUGGUUGGCCAGGAAUCUGGCUCUCAUUCCAGAGUGGACCUGCUGAAAUAACCCAGAGCCCUAGAUGUGGAAGAUGAGGCCAGUGGCAGGUCCCCAGGGUACAAUCCCAGACCAAGACAAAAUGCUGGUGGUUUAUGGCAUGAGGUCAUGCCCUGUCUGGGUAGACUCCAUCCAAUUCUGGUACAACACUAAUCCUUGGGAUUCGUUUGAAUUUAAACUCAUGUCAGGCUAUGAUGUUAUAGGAUUCUAGAGCUGGAAGGGUCCUUUAGUACAAUCUUUUCAUUUUACAGGUGAGGAAAGUGAGGCCCGGGGAGGCUGUGACUUGAUGAAAGUCAAAGAGAGCAUAAGAGACAAAACCAGGAAAUCAGACCCAGGACCUCUGAUUCCCCAGUCCCAUGCACGACCGACUGUCCUGUGCUGGUGACUACCUAUUGAGGAUGUCAUAGAAAGCAUCCAUCUGUUGGGCAGAGGGUUGAACUAGGUGACCUCUAAGGGCCCUCCCAACUCAAAGAUCCUAUGAUUCCAACUUCAGGAUCCCACCUGACUGGGUAGUGGGAGGGAUAAAUAUAUCAGCCUCCUAUAGCCCCUUGACACUCCCAGUGCCUUUAUUAGGCCAUAGGUUUUAGAUUGCCCCCUACCCUCACCCCAAGAACACACACAGUGUGGUUCUGACUGGCACCUGACUCUGGGUGUGAGGAGAGACGGGAAGCUUUGAUAGCUGCUUCCAAAGUCCUUUCAAGCAGAUGGUGACCCUGGACCCCAGAGACCACCAGGGCUAAAGGGUUGAAGCCCUUCUGAUAUCCAGUGGGCGUAUCCUAAGAAUGAGAGGCCCAUCCUGAUUGACAUGACUUCCAUGGGUCAGUGUGUGGCCUGUGGAACCAAGGUUGCUGACUUCUUUGUUGUCUGUGGGAAGGUUUAGGAUGGGUCAGGAUUGGUUGGGUUGCUCGGGUUUGGGUUUAUACCAGAAGCUGCUCUUGGGUGUUGGGUUGGGGAGACUGGUUUCUAUACUGUAUUUUUGUAUGACUUUUGCAAAGUAUUGUUAAUUGUUUUUGUACGAGAAAGACUUCCCAGCUCAUGUCCCUGUUACAAGGGUUUGAUUUAUUUCCAAAGGCAAAUACGCCUGAAUUUUUGUAUUGCGAUUCCUUAGUUGUGAUUAACUUCCCAAUUAAGAACUGUUCCCUUAUACAUCCUAACCCUGAACCAUCAUCAACAUUUAAUAAAAGAUUUCUCAAAGUAGUUGGCAAUGCAUGCUCUCUCCAAGACCCCAAUGCAAGGGGGAGAGCCAGGCAGAUGAGAAAAUGCAUUGAAGGCUGACCUAUGCUAUGCCUCAGGUCCAACAGCAUUAGGUUACAAAGUUCCAGUUGAGACAGGUAAAAGUUAUCACACAGCUUCUUAAUGGGAAGGUAGCAAAGGAGGAGAGCAGGACCUCUGUGAUACAGAUGAAAGGAUGUAGGGGCAUGGAUUUUGGUACUUCUGAGACCAUCUGAUCUAAUCCCCUCAUUUUACAGAUGGGGAAACUGAGGCCCAAAGAGGGAAAGGUCACAAAGGGAAUACUAGUCAUAGUACUUGUUACCCGGGUAAUUUGGGGCAAAUCCUUUCCACUCUGGGCCUCAGUUUCCCUAUCUGUAAAGAGGUUAUACUAGAUAAACCUCUAAUGUUCCUUCUAACUCUAGAUCCAUGUUACUGGGUUGCUUUUUUUUUUCUUCUUUUAAGCCCCUGAAAAUGUGUGUGUGAAGUCAUUUCUCAGGAGAGCAAGAGUAGUUGCAUAGCAUUAACGAGGAGUAACAGAUGGGCAGCCUUAGUCCUACAUUGGUGUCCAUGAAAUAUUUAUUAAGACUAGAGGAGGGCCUUCCAGCAUGUUGGUAGAUCUUCUUUGGAGGCC
Messenger RNA from Dromiciops gliroides (monito del monte), 4502 nucleotides. RefSeq names its product MYCL proto-oncogene, bHLH transcription factor (gene MYCL). Gene Ontology annotation, biological process: regulation of transcription by RNA polymerase II. The transcript has 3 exons. Gene Ontology annotation, molecular function: RNA polymerase II cis-regulatory region sequence-specific DNA binding; protein dimerization activity; DNA-binding transcription factor activity, RNA polymerase II-specific. NCBI's taxonomy places the organism in Eukaryota, Metazoa, Chordata, Mammalia, Microbiotheria, Microbiotheriidae. The record is from RefSeq and is a predicted model, not a curated record. The coding region runs from base 214 to 1455 and encodes 413 amino acids.